CGACCCUUUGCCGGGCAGCAAAGAAAGCUCACACGGCCUUCCUCAUCAUUUAUUCCGGAGACACGGCCGAGUUUGACGUUCACUUCAAACCAAACAAGGUGGGGAGAGUGGUCGGCCUCAUCCACUUGUCUGUGAUCAACAACCAGUACGAGGAGACCACGAUCCAGCUGCUGGGGGAGGGCUACGAAGACGACAUCAUCCUGGACAACAUCCACGGCCUGGCGGCCAGCUCCAAGUCAGAGACGGAGAUCACCGAGAUCACGGAGGACAAGAUGCUGGAGGAUUUGAUGGCGUCUGCCCGGGUGGAUCACCUCCAGUUCGGGGACUGCCAAGUGGGCAGCGUCUAUGAAGUGACCUUCACAAUGACCAACCGCAGCCAGGUUAACGCCGUGCGGUUUGAGUGGCCUGUGCCGGCUCCCCUCCGCUUCUCUCCACAGGCUGGCCAUCUUCACGCUGGAUGUUCCAAGGACAUCACGGUGACUUUGAGAUCUCGCGCAGCGGUCAAUCUCAGGAAAUCCUUGGUGAAGUGCAAGCUCUCCAGAAUCAUUUUCCAGCAGCCUGUGGACCAGGUUCCAGACUGGGACAACCACAUGCGCACUGUCAAAUGGAUAGAUUCUGGAAAAUCUUCCAAUAUGCCUUCCAAAAAAAAAGUGACGGAGACUGACCCCGAGCCUGCACACACAGUUCUGGAAGAAAACUACCAAGACCUGGACCUUUACAUCAGUGCUGUGAUAGACUAUGCUUCCUUCAGCUCCCAAGUGAAAGAAGUGAACUUUAAGGACACAAUGGUUUUCCAGACCCGAGUUUUCGAGUUCGAUUUGACUAAUACUGGAACAGUGCAGCUGGGAUUCACCUGGCUGCUGUCCUCCGACGAGCCAGCCAAGGCCGUCAGCUUUGCCAACCCACAGAGCUCGACUUCUCGAGGUCCGACGGGGACUAUAUUUGACACAGCCCGAAAGGACCUGUCUAGUGGGGGGACUUUCCGUGGCGGAAGCACCACAGAGAGCUUUUUAUCCCAUGCCUACAGCAGCUCCUCCACCUACCCUUUCUCCAUGGAGCCCAUCAGCGGCAUCAUCCCAGUUGGGAAAAGUCAGAAAAUCAAGGUCAAAUUCUCUCCCCUGGAAGUUGGCGAGUUUGAGAACAGCAUAUACUGCCAGAUCCCUAACCUGGCUCCAGGAGCCCAAGGACUGAUGGUCGCCGUGAAAGGGAAAAGCCUCUUACCAUAUUGCCAUUUUGAUCUGGUCGAAUCUGACUACAUCAGCAGUCACAAGCGCAAUCCAGAUUUAGGCGGGCCAAAUGGGGAGCCUCUGGAUAUCAACACGAGAGUGAUUGAGUUUUCCGCCUUGGGCGUGGGAACAAAGAACAUCCAGACCUUCACUAUUAUGAACCCUACCAAUAAGACCUAUUCCUACCGUUGGAUCUCAGAAGAAGACGAGAAUCUCCAGAAUCCUUCACCUUUUAUGUGUCUGACAGAGGGAGGCUUAAUCCAUCCAGAGAAAAAAGCUGAGAUCUCGUUCCAGUUCACUCCUCAGUGUUUGGACCUCACAGAGGCCUUCUGGACUUUCCAGAUCCCUGAGCAUGCCAUCUCUGUCCCUUUCCUCCUGGUGGGCAGAGCCACAGACCCUCUGAUAUCUCUGGAUGUGCCCCAUCUCACCUUCAGCUCCCUCCUGAUGGGACAUGAAGCCCGAGCGACAGUCUUUAUGAUCAACAAUGAGGAGCAAGAGUUUAAUUUUGCAUUUGAAGACAGUUCUUGCUUUUCUGAAGGCUACGUCAAUAAUCUGGUUGUAAAGCCCAUGGAAGGCGUGAUCCCAGGAAUGUCCAGGCUCCCGAUUGACAUUUACUUCACACCCAAGUGCGAAGGAGAAAUGAAUUUUAAUCUGAUCUGCCGGGUGAAGAAGAAAGCCAAGCCUCUGACCUUAAACGUCAAAGCUGAAGGCUACAAUAUGAAAGUGGAGAUCAGGUGCAAGGAAAGCAAUGGUGUGGUAACUGAGCUGAGUCCCUCCCAGACCAAUGCCAUCAACUUCGAUGAGGUAGGAGUAAAUGAAUGUGUCCAGUGCUAUUUCACCUUGAUUAACCCCGGCAAAUUCAACUUCAACAUUGCAUCUGAAUUUGAUGGCCCCAAAAGCCUGCAGCAGUAUUUUGCCUUCUCUCCCGCUGAGACCAUGGUGGAGGCUGGCCAGAGCGUCUCGGCCAUCUUGUCGUUCACCCCUCUGAAGAAGGGUUUUGUAAAGGGGGUAGAACUCAGACUCAAGGUCACUUACGGUCCCACAUACGUCUGCACACUCACUGGCUCCUCCGUGACUCCUGCCGUCCACUUCUCCUUCACCAGUCACAACUUUGGGACCUGCUUCAUCUACUUACCGGGGAUGUCCCUGUACAAACAGACCCUUGUCAUCAAGAACAAUGAAGACAAGCCUGUUAAUUUGGAUUGUUUGUAUACCAACACAGCCCACCUGGAAGUGACUUGGCGGGUUGUUGUGAUAAAGCCUGGAAGGAGUAUAGAAGUUCCAAUCACCUUUUAUCCUCGAGAAGCUAUAUUUUAUAAGGAACUCAUUCCCUUUGAGAUCAAUGGACUCUCUCAGCAAAUUGUUGAGAUCCAGGGGAAGGGCACUGAGAUGAAGGUCACAGUCCUGGAUCCUGAAAAUAGGAUUGUGAAGUUUGGAGCUCUCUUACCAGGGCAAGUAGUCAAGAGAACCGCCUUGAUUGUGAACCACAGCCUCAUCUCGCUGACUUUUAACCUAAUAACAAAGUUAAAUGUUAUGGAACUCAGCGAAAGCAAGGUUUUGACCAUGACACCUUGUUCCAACAUUACUCUGAAGCCCCAAGAAACCUGUAAAGUGGAUAUUGUCUUCUCCCCCAAUAAACGCAUCCCCCAGUUUAAUGAGGAGGUAACCCUGGAUUACUCGGGGUGCCUGCGUCCCCUGUUUCUCAUCAAUGGCUGCUGCCAAGCCCUGGAGAUCACUCUGGACCAGGAGCACAUCCCCUUUGGGGCUGUAGUCUAUCAGUCUCACGCGACGCGUCGGCUCCUCAUGAUGAACACUGGGGACAUUGGAGCCAGAUUCCAGUGGGAUUUCAAGAAAUUUGCACCUAAUUUCUCCAUUACCCCAACCAAAGGCUACAUCACCCCUGGGAUGGAGGUUGCUUUUGAAGUGAUCUAUCGGCCUACAGAGCUGGGCAAGGAGAGCCUCCACAAAAACCUGCCCUGCACCAUCCAGGGGAGCAAACCUCUCUUGCUCACCCUGUCUGGAGUCUGUGUGAGCGUGUCUGGAGUAAAAGAGACCGUGAACUUCAGCUGUCAAGUGCGCUCCAAACAAACCCAGACCAUCAUGCUGUCUAAUCGCACCAAUCAUACCUGGUAUCUGCAUCCCAUCUUUGAAGGAGAGCACUGGGAAGGGCCAGAGUUUCUCAUCCUGGAAGCCCAUCAGCAAAACAGGCCCUAUGAGAUCACCUACAGGCCUCUCACCAUGAAUCUCGAUAAUCGGAAGCAUACGGGCUCGGUCUUCUUUCCACUCCCUGAUGGUACAGGCUGGCUGUAUAUUCUUCAAGGGACUGCUGAAGCUCCCAAAGCAGUAGCCAAUAUCUACCGGGAAGUGCCAAGCAAAACGCCCUAUGUUGAGCUAUUGCCUGUCGAAAACUGGCUGAACAAGGCGCAGAGAUUCCGCGUCAUAGUGGACAUGAUUAAGCCAGAGAAGCAAGACCUGAGUAUGACAAUAAAAGGCCUUGAUUACAUCGAUGUCCUGGCGGGAUCCAAGAGAGACUACAAGUUGAACUUCUUUUCCUACAAAGAAGGGAUAUUCUCAGCAAAGGUGAUCUUCCGCAAUGACGCAACUAGCGAGUACCUGUUCUAUUUGGUGUCUUUCAAAGUCCUCUCGGCCGGGAUCAUUAAGACAAUCGACAUGACUACCUUUGUUCGGCAGAGCACCUCGGCCUCCAUCAAGGUGGAGAAUCCUCUGCCUUAUCCUGUUUUCUUCACCACAGACUGCCGCGUGCCCGAUAUCAGCAUCCCCUCCCAGUUUGCAGUGCAAGCCAAUUCGGAGGGUACCAUAUCAUUUGAUUUUCAACCUCUGAAAGCCGGGGAGACUGUUGGGCGACUGAAUCUGCACCAGAGUGAUCUGGGCACCUACCAAUAUGAACUCAAUCUUAAGGCCUUGCCAGGCCGGCCUGAGAAGCCAGUCUACUUCCAGGUUCCCCUGGGGAGCAAUCAGGCCCUGAAUGCUAAGUUCAUUAACUAUACUCGUCAGAAGACAGAAUAUGCAUGUAAGACUGACAACCCAGAUUUCCAUGUGGAGAAGAUUGUCUACGCAGCCCCAGGCGGCCAAGGAGGAACUGAAGUCAAUGUGGAAGUCAACUUUGAGCCCAGCCAGCUCGGUGAAAUGAGAGGCAACCUCUAUGUCUCCUCUCUCAUAGGAGGGGAGUACGUUAUCCCACUCAUUGGACUGGCUCAAUACCCCAAACCUCAGGGGCCCAUCCAAAUCAAAGCAGGUUCCAGCACAAUCAUUCCCUUCAAAAAUGUAUUCUACCACCACAUGACCUAUUCCAUCAUUGUGGAGAACCCAGCCUUCUCUGUCAAAGCCGUUGAUACCGUGCGCUCUAAGAAAACCAACAACAUCACCGUCUCCUUUGAAGGAAACACUUCAGGCCACAAAGCCCCCAUCACCACAAAGCUCAUUGUAUCCUGCCUCAGUGGCAUUGGCAAUGAAGCGGGAGUCAAAUGGAUCUAUUAUCUGAAAGGGAUCACCCCAUAGAAUUAAUCAGGAGUCAAUUGCUUGUAAACUAACUAAAACCCUUUUCCUUUUGGAAUCAUCAGUAUUUUCUAAACUCUAUAGUCAAGAUUUCUUAGACCACUCCCUCCCCCAAAGCCCAUCCUCCACAUGGUUCCUUCUUCCUAAAGCCCCGGGCUCUUGUCAGGUAAGAAAAUCAAGGGGGAAUAAAGCCCUCUUAAAACUCAUCAGUUGUUGACCAAACUCACCAAAGAUAUAUGCAUCAUCCCUGUAGGGUUUUUCCUAGCACAGAAUAAUAGAAGUUAGGGUGUAUAAAUGAACAUAUCAUAGUCUCAUUUUUCUUUGGAUAUACCAGCCCAUAUAUCAAAUAUAUACUCGCAGUCAUAUAAAGGUCUAUUUUGAUGUUUUUUUAAUUUAAAUUUUAAAUGAUUUGCUUAUUUAUGAAUUCAAGACUUUUCUAUAGAUUUCUGAAAAUUUCCUCUCCCCACCAAAUCCAACUAUGCAAUAAAGAUCUCAUUUAUUAAGAAAA
Messenger RNA from Antechinus flavipes (yellow-footed antechinus), 5250 nucleotides. Its product is annotated as hydrocephalus-inducing protein homolog. Gene Ontology annotation, biological process: axonemal central apparatus assembly; cilium movement. Gene Ontology annotation, cellular component: axoneme. The transcript is spliced from 23 exons. The record is from RefSeq and is a predicted model, not a curated record. Lineage: Eukaryota; Metazoa; Chordata; Mammalia; Dasyuromorphia; Dasyuridae. Bases 273 to 4745 code for a protein of 1490 amino acids.